Molecule: messenger RNA, 1386 nt
Organism: Paramisgurnus dabryanus
Lineage: Eukaryota; Metazoa; Chordata; Actinopteri; Cypriniformes; Cobitidae
Source: RefSeq, a predicted model, not a curated record
CGAGGCAACCGGAACUGAUCGCAGUCAUUGUAGUCAAUGCUUGUGUUUACAUCAGAUGCGCCGCGGAACGUUUCAAGACCGUCCCAGAAGCUGCUCUACGCGCCGCUUCGCUAAAGAUAGGUGCCUAGUCUAUUUUUGACGGACGUCACGCCCCUACCGCGCAGCAAAAUAAAAGCCGAAAAAUCAUGUCAGCUUCUGAAUAUUGGCAGGAGGCCAGAGAUGGACGACGAGCGGCUCAUCCUCGAAGUACAAAAACACACGGUGUUAUAUGACACCAGAAAUCCUUUUUACAAGGACAAUGCCAAAAAGGAGAAGGCCUGGAGUUUGAUUGCUGAAGUUGUAGGAGUGGAAGUUGAUGUAUGCAGGGCGAGAUGGAAGACAUUAAGAGACGCUUUUGUGAAAAACAGAAGCAAAAAAAAUCUGCCCAGUGGAUCAGCAGGAGGAACUCAAAAGGAAUGGAAGUAUUCAGAGAUGAUGUCCUUUCUGUUGCCCCACUUAAAGCCCAGAAGUUCAAAAAGUAACUUGACCCUGCAAACAGCAUGGAUGAACAUGGAUCAUAGUGAAAGUUCUGCUUCCCCAUCAUUGUGUACAGAUGAAAGGUCCAGUACCCCUGGACUUGCCUUGCAGAGGUCUACAUCUGUAUCUCCGCCUCCAUCACUUAAUGUGGCCGCAAACUCAGAGGACUGGGAAAGGCCCUCUAGGUCCUGUAGCCCUAUGGAGAGGAUGUCCACAGUAGUAGUGGAACGUGCUUCUAACGAAAAAAGGAGGAGCCAGAGACCACAGACCACAGACAUUGGGGACCGGCUGAUGUCUUUACUCCAAGAGCCCAUUCCAAAACCACACAUGCCUGAUGCCGAACUGGAUGAAUCUUACCACUUUGCUCUCAGCCUUGUACCAAUGUUGCACAGACUGGAUAAGGACAGGAGGCAGCAAGCCAAAAUACAGAUAUUGAACACUUUGCACAGAGUAGAAAAGGGUCAAACCCUGCAAACUUUUCCCCCACAACAUUCAGUUCAUCCUCCAACAUACACACCCACUCAGGAAAUUUUAGGGCAGUCCACUCACAGCUCCAGGCCAUCAGUUUUUCGAACAAAUACCCUUCCUUCGCAACAAGGUACACCAUGGGAAGACGACAGCACUUAUGGGUCUUACUACUGAGGCUUGUAGUCAGUACCGACUAAAACUGACUCAGUGAACGUAAUUGCUGUAAAAAUGUGACAUUUAUUGCAAGUCCCUUUACUUUGCAAUUUUGUGCCUGCUGGUACUUUUGAUUAAUUGUUUUCAGUUUACUGUUUAUUUUGCAUAUUUGGUAAUGAAACAAAACAAAUAUGAGCCUUUGCAGUUUUUGAAAGCUGAGUAAUGAUUUAAUUUGUAUUAUUAUGAAUA